This is a messenger RNA of Theileria orientalis strain Shintoku, 714 nucleotides long. RefSeq lists its product as hypothetical. The transcript has a single exon. Lineage: Eukaryota; Apicomplexa; Aconoidasida; Piroplasmida; Theileriidae. The coding region runs from base 1 to 714 and encodes 237 amino acids. The record is from RefSeq and is a predicted model, not a curated record.
AUGGAUAACAAAGAAGCAGCUUAUCACAGAAAGGAGCAUAUUCUCAACGAAUCUUCCUCGAGACUAAACAACUUAUUGAAGGGAGACCACGAAGAUUUUAGCGAGGACGAUGAAUCCAAGGAUAUUCCAGUCAAGUUGGAUGAGGGUGAACAUCCUAGUCAACAUAAAGUACCUUCCAACGAACACCAGUCCCACGCGCCAGAGGAUUCGGAGGAAGUUGUGGAGGAGGGAGACCCAAGUAAGGUCAGGCUUCAGGGAUAUGUAGAGGUACAUCUCUAUCUAUUUUCACUAUUGUUCGGUGCAUUUUUGUGCUACUAUAGACAUCACGAAGGCUCCUAUCAUUACUACCCAAGGUUCCUACACAACUUCUUCCAGUUGCUAAAAAGGAGGGGGGUUCACAGGCUUUCUGACCAUUUUUUUAACAUUUGGCUUCGUAUUCCAGGUGAAGAUAAGAAGAAGUUGAUAAAAUACAUGAGUUACGCCACAGUAGGUGUUAGUUUAUACCCUGUGUUCACGGCACCUAAGAAACCUAAGAAUCCUGAGACUCCAGAGCAGACCAGGGCUAGAGAAGCCAAGGAAAAACUGAAUAAGCAAUUUAUACAUUACAGCACGUCGGUUUUGAGGGUGGUCGCGGCCUCACUCCUCUGUGGACUGGUGGGUUACGACUUGUCAUACAACCUGGACUUUAUAAAAAACUUUUUGAGUAAAAGAUAA